AUGGCCGCGCUUGCGCUGCCGCUGCUGCUGCUGCUGCUGCUGCUGCUGGGGAGCCCCGGGAGCGCCCCCAAAAGCGGCCGGAACUGCCCCAAAAGCGGCGGGAACCCCCCAGGGACCUGCCCCGAAAUUCCCCAAAAUUGCCCCAAAAUCCCCCCCGGGGCUGAGCCCGAAAUUCCCCAAAAUUGCCCCGGAAACUCCCGAAACUGCCCCGGAAAUUCCGAAAAUUGCCCCGAAAUUCUUCAAAAUUGCCCCGAAAAUUCUCGAAAUUGCCCCAGAAGCGACCCCGGGAUUGAGGCCGGGACCGCCGCAGGGACCGACCCCAAAAAUGCCGAAAAUUGCCCCGAAAAUGCCGAAAAUUGCCCCGAAAAUGCCGAAAAUUGCCCCGAAAAUGAACCCGGGAGCGACCCUGAGGAUGGGCUCCUGGUUCUCACGGUGGCCACAGAGGUGACCGAUGGCUACCGGCGCUUCCUGCGCUCCGCCCACGCCUUCAACUACAGCGUGAAGACGCUGGGGCUGGGCCGGCGCUGGCGGGGCGGGGACAUCGCGCGCAGCCCCGGGGGGGGGCAGAAGGUUCGGUGGCUCCGGGCGGCGCUGGAGCCGCUGCGGGGGAGGGGCGGCCUCGUCGUGCUCUUCGUCGACAGCUACGACGUGGUGUUGGCGGGCCCGCCGCGGGAGCUGCUGGCCAAGUUCCGCGCCGCCGCCGGCGCCGUUGUCUUCGCCGCCGAGCGCUUCUGCUGGCCCCGCGAGGAGCUGGCGCCGCUCUACCCGCCCUGCCCGCCCGGGGAACCCUUCCUCAACUCGGGGGGGUUCGUGGGUUACGCCCCGGCCCUGUGGGCUCUGGUGGAGCGCUGGCGCUUCCGGGACGACGACGACGAUCAAUUGUUUUAUACCCAAUUGUACCUGAAUAGGGAGCUCAGGGAGCAGCUGGGCCUGGCCCUGGAUCACCAUUCCAGAAUCUUCCAGAACCUCAACGGGGCCCUGGACGAGGUCCGGAUUCGCUUCGAGCCCGGCGGGAACCGAGUGAGGAACGAGCUGAGCGGGAGCUGGCCCGUGGUGAUCCACGGGAACGGGCCCACCAAGGUCGCCCUGAACUCUCUGGGCAAUUACGUCCCCCUGGGCUGGAGCCCUCGGGGCUGCGGCGACUGCGAGAGGGACCUGAGACCCCUGGGGGGGACCCCGGCCGAGGCCCUGCCCUGGGUGCUCAUCGGGGUCUUCGUGGCCGAGCCCACCCCGUUCCUGCCCCAAUUCCUGCGGCGCCUGCGCGGCCUGAGGUACCCCCGGGAGCGAAUGGGGCUGUUCCUGCACAACGCCGUCCCAGGCCACGCCCCCCUGCUGGACUCGCUCUGGCCCCGCCUUCAGCGCCGCUUCAGCUCCGCCCACCGCGAGGGGGAGGGGCUGGGGGGAGGGGCGGCCCGAGAGCUCGGCAUGUCGCUGUGCCGGCGGGACCCACGCUGUGAGCUCUACCUGAGCCUGGACAGCGACGUGACCCUGAGUGACCCCGGCGUGCUGAGAGCGCUGAUCGAGCAAAACAGGCAGGUGCUGGCGCCGCUCCUGGCCCGGCCCGGGCACCUCUGGUCCAACUUCUGGGGGGCCCUGAGCCCCGAGGGCUUCUACGCCCGGGCGCCCGACUACCUGGAGAUCCUGCACGGGAACCGCAGGGGCGUGUGGAACGUCCCCUACGUCAGCCGCGCCUACCUGGUGGGCGGGGCCGCGCUGCGGGGGCCGCUGGGGGAGGGGCCUGUGUUCGACCACGCCCACCUGGACCCCGACAUGGCGUUCUGCGCCCGCGCCCGCGAGAAGGGGCUGUUCCUGCACGUCACCAACCGGCGCCACUCCGGGCACCUCCUGGUGACCAACGGCUACAACGGCACCGGGCGGAGGCACCCGGAGCUCUGGGAGCGGCCCCGGAACCCCUGGGACUGGGACCAGCUGUACCUGCACCCCAACUACAGCCGGGUCCUGCGGGAGAACCUGUUCCAGGAGCCCUGCCCUGACGUGUUCCAGUUCCCGCUCUUCUCGGCGCAGUUCGGGCAGGAGCUGCGGGAGGAGGCGGAGCUUCGAGGGGGGUGGGCGGAGCAUCACGAGGUGCUCUCGUGGGCGGUGCCGCUCUCCUCCCUGCACCUGGACCUGGUCCUGCAGGGGGCGCUGCGGGAGCUCCUCCCCCCCAUCGCCCGCCGGCUCUUCCCGGGAUACGCCCCCAAGGGCCGCACCGUGCUGAGCUCCGUGGUUCGCUACGACCCCGCCCCUUCCGGCCACGCCUCUUCCGGCCCCGCCCCCUCGGCCCCGCCCCGGCCCUCGGCCACGAUCAGCCUGAGCGUCAGCCUGAGCCCCGCCCACGGCGGCGGCUGGCUGUUCCCCCGUUACGGCUGCGUGGCCCCCGCGCCCCCCCCGGGCUGGGCCCUGCUGCACCCGGGGCGCCUGACACACCUGGGCCAAGGUGUGCCCCCCACGGGGACGGCCAGGUACGGGCUGGCGCUGCUGAUGGAUCCCUGAGCGGGCACACCUGGGCACACCUGGGCACACCUGGGGACACCUGGGCACACCUGGGGACACCUGGGGACAUCGUCGGGGACAUCGAGGGACAUGGCGCACCCACCCCUGCAGAGUCCUCAUGGACCCCUGAGUGUCCCCAAACGGGCCAUGAGGACAUUUGGGGACGUUUGGGGACAUUUGGGGACAUUUGGAACUCAGCGCCUCGUGGACCCCGAUUGGGGACAUUGGGGACAUUUGGGGACACCGGGGUCCCACCCCUGGACCCCGCUAUGGCCUGGCCUAGGUCAUGGACCCCAGUUGGGGACAUUUGGGGACAAUCAGGGUCCCACCGCCACAAUGGCCUCGUGCUCCUUAUGGACCCUUCAAUGGGGACAAUUUGGGGACAAUUUGGGGACAUCGGGGUCCCCCCGGACCCUGCUGACCCUGCUGACGGCCUCGUGACCUUCAUGACCUUUGACUGGGGACAUUUGGGGACCCCAAAUUGGGAUUUGGGGACCCCCCCCCAGGACCCCAAAACCGAGGGGACCCCAAAAUUGGGGGAUUUGGGGACAUUGGGGACCCCGAUGACGUCA
This is a messenger RNA of Camarhynchus parvulus, 3065 nucleotides long. RefSeq names its product multifunctional procollagen lysine hydroxylase and glycosyltransferase LH3-like. The record is from RefSeq and is a predicted model, not a curated record. NCBI's taxonomy places the organism in Eukaryota, Metazoa, Chordata, Aves, Passeriformes, Thraupidae. Gene Ontology annotation, cellular component: endoplasmic reticulum. Gene Ontology annotation, biological process: peptidyl-lysine hydroxylation. Gene Ontology annotation, molecular function: procollagen-lysine 5-dioxygenase activity; procollagen glucosyltransferase activity.